Oncorhynchus mykiss (rainbow trout) is the source of this 1573-nucleotide messenger RNA. RefSeq names its product lysophosphatidylserine lipase ABHD12. Gene Ontology annotation, molecular function: phosphatidylcholine lysophospholipase A1 activity; monoacylglycerol lipase activity. Gene Ontology annotation, cellular component: endoplasmic reticulum membrane. The record is from RefSeq and is a predicted model, not a curated record. Gene Ontology annotation, biological process: monoacylglycerol catabolic process; phosphatidylserine catabolic process. NCBI's taxonomy places the organism in Eukaryota, Metazoa, Chordata, Actinopteri, Salmoniformes, Salmonidae.
AGCCUUUUGAGCCAAUCAGCUUCCUAUUACACAGAGACAACCCUUCACCUCAUAUGUCCCAAUCCUUCCUGUCACCAGGAAGUAAACAUACAUGCUCUCUCGACAAUUUCUGUCAGUAAAGGUCUCUGCAGUUUACACUUCAAAAUGAGUAAAACAGUUGAUACAGAAAACGAAACUAAGACCAAGGACAGCAAGGAAACCCCUGGGUCUGAAAAUAAGAAGUCUUACUGCAAACUGGAAACUGUUACAAGUGAACGGUCACAGUACUCUCCGGGGUUAUCCAUUCUGAAGAAGGCGAUCUUACUGCAGUGUAUCGUCUACAUCUCUCUGCCUGUCAUUCUCUGCCUGUUUCCAUGGAUACUAGGCCAUGUUGUCUUUUCUCACUGGUUAAGGAUUCCGUACCUCGUGGACCUGGCCAGUCCAGCAGAGCUCUCCCUGAACCACACUCUAAACUUCUACCUCAGUCCAGAGGAGGGGAUCUCACUGGGUGUAUGGCAUACGGUUCCCGACAGCCAAUGGGAGAAGGCCCAGGGGGCCGGCCCUGAGUGGUACAGUGAGACUCUGGGAGAUGGUUCUCCUGUUAUCAUCUAUCUCCACGGCAACGUGGGCUCCAGGGCCAUAAACCACAGAGUGGAACUUGUGAAGAUCCUAAGUGCAGCAGGGUAUCAUGUACUGUCACUGGACUACAGAGGUUAUGGAGAUUCCAGUGGGGAGCCCAGUGAGGUUGGGUUGACCUCUGACGCCCUCUAUCUGUACCAGUGGGUAAAGACACGCAGCAGGACCAGCCAGAUCAGUCUGUGGGGACAUUCCCUGGGUACUGGGGUGGCCACCAACGCUGCUGUAAAGAUACAGGAACAGGCAAUGGAGUUGGCAAGAGAAAGAGCACGCGAUCUGAGGGACGUAACACAAGCCGAUCUGGAGCCAAGCUAUGCUGUUGAUAGUGUGAUCCUGGAGGCUCCGUACACCAAUAUGGAGGAGGAAGUAGCCAGCCAUCCCCUCAGCGUGAUGUAUCAGUGUCUUCCGGGUUUUCAGAGCGUUCUUCAUCACGUCAUGCGAAGCAACAACAUGGUGUUCGCUAACGAUGAAAAUUUAAAGACCUUGACCACUCGUAUCCUUUUCCUACACGCUGAGGAUGACAAUGUGGUUCCUUUUUACAUGAGCCAGAAGCUGCACCAGAUUGCACUUCAAGCCCGUAGACAACGGUAUGCAGAGGACCAGGUGCACAUGGUAUCCUACAGUGGAUCCUUAGGAUACUCGCACAACUACAUCUAUUUGGAUCCCAACCUGGCCAGUGUUGUUGGGCGGUUUCUACAAAGCAAGAAUAACAACAUUGAUAGACCGAUAGUCGGGUGAGUCGGCGACAUUUUUAGGGGAAGAGCUGCCUACUAAACCCCCCCCCCCCCAGAAAGGAACAAUUACACAUACAGUAUUGCCUGUUCAUGGUCUUUGUGAGAUCCUUGUUCCUCACUCAAAAACUUUCACAAGGGCCGCGUCCAUGUUUCUAGUGUCAUCUUGUGUAUUGCACUCGUCUCUCAUAGUUGUCAGUGACUGUAUGAAUUAUAUUACAAUUAAA